CGCCAGAAGUAAUAAAAAAGAAACUGAAAAAAGGUGAGGUAUUUUCCCAAGAAAACGAAAGAGGAAUAUGUCUAGUCAAAUGGCGAGACAAACGGGAUGUCUUGGUUUUGUCCACAUGUCAUACAGACCAAAUGGUAGAAAUUCAACGCCGAGGAAAAUCUAUUCAAAAGCCCACAGCUAUCGUGCAUUAUAAUUCAGGCAAAAGUUCGAUUGAUCUUUCUGAUCAAAUGGCAAGCUACAGUUCAGCUUUACGGAAGUCCAUCCGCUGGUACAAAAAACUGGCAAUUGAAGUACUGUUGGGUACUUCAAUGGUAAAUGCUCACAUCAUUUACAAGGAUAUUGAACAAAGCAACAUUCCAAUAAACGAUUUUCGCUUAUUGGUAACUGAAGACUUGUUGAAAUUCGAAGAUAAACGCGAUGUUGCGCAAACUCGUCAGCCAAGACAUCAAAUUCUUAAAACACAUCAAUUUACCAGACUAGACUGUAAAGCUCGAGAAAAUCGUCGAUACUGCAAAGGAUGCUACCAAAAAAAGGUGGAUGGCAUUAUCGAAAAGAAUAAAGUGAAGAAAGUUACUACCUAUUGUCAACAAUGCGAUGGAAAUCCAAGAUAUUGCCUCGAGUGCUUUAACUUAUACCACAAUAAAUAAUUUGUACUAAUC
This is a messenger RNA of Zophobas morio, 659 nucleotides long. RefSeq lists its product as uncharacterized. The record is from RefSeq and is a predicted model, not a curated record. The coding region runs from base 132 to 647 and encodes 171 amino acids. NCBI's taxonomy places the organism in Eukaryota, Metazoa, Arthropoda, Insecta, Coleoptera, Tenebrionidae. The transcript has 2 exons.